UCUCCUCCCAUGACCAAACAUUCCCAACAUGGAAUUCUACGCGACAAGCGCAUCGCAGGGCGGGUAAAACGCAGGAGGCCCGUCGACCCGAGGCAGAUUGAUUGCCAAAUCUCAAUCUUUUCCCCAAAAAAAGAGAGCGGCUGCAUGGGGUGGGCGGAGCGGAAGAAUACACGGCUAAACACCCAACGUCACCAGAACCUCGUCACAACAUCCAACACGGGACGAAACAUGUGUAAACCCGCGCCAUUGAGCAGAGGCAGGUGGAUAUUCUUAUGA
Messenger RNA from Bipolaris zeicola 26-R-13, 276 nucleotides. RefSeq lists its product as uncharacterized. The annotation marks the transcript as partial. The transcript has a single exon. Lineage: Eukaryota; Fungi; Ascomycota; Dothideomycetes; Pleosporales; Pleosporaceae. The record is from RefSeq and is a predicted model, not a curated record.